UGGAAUCCUAAUGAUUUCAUCUACACAUCAGAAUCGUGGAAUUCAACUUAGUGCGAUGGCGUCACCAACUCUCUGGCCAUCCAGCCAAUCCCUUGCUCAGACCCACAGAUCAAUGCAAGGCAUACCCUUCAAGCUCAGUGGUAGUUUUCUGUGGUAGCUUCAGUUGUGCUUGAGAGGUCGAACGGAAAAGUCAAACCCCGGAAAACUUCCAACUGAUCAUUCUCAGAACACAAAUCUUCUUCUCAGUGAAAAUCUUCUCCAACCAGUCAACCACUGACUUUCCCAAAAAUAAUCACCGGAGAAUCCAAUUGGAUUAUGAACUAAGUUUAACUAUUUCUCAGUGCAUUGAGAACUGAUCAACAAAGUUUCCAGAAGACAAUUUGUAGCACAUCCCCUUAAGUGAAAUCUUUUGUCCAAGAAACAAUAUCUGCUGCAUUAACCUUCAUAUUUGCAAUACAAAUACGAAAAAAGCGAAAUCAAAAUGAAUUGUGCAGAGUUCAGAAAGCGAGGUGCAGAAAUGGUAGAGUACAUCUGCAAAUAUUUGGAGACCCUUGAGAAUCGUCGAGUUGUGCCAAGUAUUGAGCCUGGCUACUUGAAGGAAUUAAUUCCCGAUGAAGCACCUAUGUACCCCGAACCUUGGGAAGCAGUCAUGGAUGAUGUAGAGAGGAAGAUAAUGCCAGGAAUGACUCACUGGAAUCAUCCGCACUUCCAUGCGUACUUCCCAUCUGGGAAUUCCUUUCCUUCGAUUCUUGCGGACAUGUUGGGCGAUGCCAUUGGGGUCAUUGGAUUUUCAUGGGCAGCUGGACCAUCUCUAACCGAACUGGAGGGAAUUGUCAUGGAUUGGCUGGGAAAGGCAUUGGGUUUGCCCAGUUUUUUCUUGGGUCAGGUGCCUGGAAGUAAAGGUGGCGGAGUGCUUCAGGGAUCAGCAUCAGACUGUGUUCUGGUGGUAAUGUUGGCUGCCAGAACACAUGCGGUCAGACAAUUGAAGAAACAAUAUCCGGAUGAAGAUGAAAGCCAUCUUCUGGCUAAACUUAUGGCUUAUUGCUCCAGAGAAUCGCACAGUUGUGUGGAAAAAGCAGCAAUGAUCUCCUUCGUAAAGUUAAGAAUCUUAGAACCAGAUUCCAAGAGCAGCCUACGCGGUGAUACAGUGGCCAGGGCUUUGAAGGAAGAUGAGAAAAACGGACUAAUUCCGUUUUUCAUCUCAACAACUCUGGGGACAACUGGAUCUUGUGCUUUUGAUAACCUAGAAGAAAUCGGGACUGUACUCCAAGAUUAUCCGGAAGUUUGGUUCCAUGUUGAUGGAGCUUACGGAGGAAGUUCUUUCGUCUGUCCCGAAAUGAGAUAUCUCAUGAAGGGUAUUGAAUAUGCAGAUUCCUUUAAUACGAAUCCCAACAAGUGGAUGCUCACGAGCUUCGAUUGUUCAGCCCUUUGGGUUCGUGAUCGGAUUCGACUGACGUCUGCUCUUGUGGUCGAUCCAUUGUAUCUAAAACAUGGACAUUCCGAUACUGCUAUUGAUUUACGUCACUGGGGUGUUCCUCUGAGCCGACGUUUUCGUGCUCUCAAACUCUGGUUCGUCUUUCGCAGCUACGGAAUAACCGGAAUUCAAGCGUACAUUAGACGCCAUUGUAGAUUGGCCAAACGUUUCGAACAGAUCAUUUUGCGGGAUGACAGAUUUGAAAUUUGCAACGAAGUCAAGAUGGGCUUAGUAUGUUUCCGGCUCAAAGGAUCUGAUAAGUUGAAUGAAAAACUACUGAGCAAUAUCAAUGCUUCUGGUAAAAUUCAUAUGGUUCCAGCCAGUGUGAAUGAACAGUACGUCAUUCGCUUCUGCGUCAAUGCAGAAAAUUCCACAGACGAUGAUAUUGACUAUGCAUAUGAAGUAAUUAGUGACUAUGCAGCUGAAACUCUUGAGAAGGAUCAAGCGGAUGAACUCACAGAAAUCAGGGAUCGUAAGAAUAAGGAAACACUCGCCCAGAAACGUUCAUUCUUCGUCCGAAUGGUCAGUGAUCCGAAAAUAUAUAAUCCGGCUAUUAAUAAGUCGGGAAUACCAAGAAUAUCCACUGAAGCCAUGUCUCCGACCAUCCCUGGAGCCCCAAUGAUUCAGACACCCAACAAUACUUCGUCAUGGAUCAGCUGGCCAUUGGCUUUCCUCUUCCAAUCAUCCGACGAUGGACCAAAAUUGAGAUUCCGUCAUUUAGACACAACAGUUGGCUUGCCAAAUUCCCGCAGGAAUUCAGCCACCGGCGGUGGAUCAUCUCCAUCACCUGAGAAUGAACUGGCCAUAACAACAACACGUUCUCCCAAAAGAUCUCCGAUUCUUUCAAGGAAGAAGAAUAAUGCUGGCGCCAAAAAUGGAUUGGAUCCAUAAAUGACAUUCGAAGAGCACAAAAAUAUUCCAGUAAAUCUUUAGUGUCCCAAAAAACAAGCAAGUUAUAAAUCACGUAACAAUUCAAAGAAAAAAAAAACAUUAGAAAAUUAGCAAGAUAUACAAAAAAAUAACAGGAAUUUAGAAAUUACAAAAAUAUUUGAAAUUGUGACCAAACAAAUUUAGAAAAAUUAACAUUUUGAAUCUCUUUUCGCGGUCUCUUUAUCCGUCAACCAGACAAUUUCUGGAGAGGAAAAAAGAAGGCUCAUUCAAACAUUGUAUUUAUCGAUAGAACAAAAAUGCCAUGAGUAAAAGAAUAAAUACAGAGAACAAAUAGAAAAA
Messenger RNA from Phlebotomus papatasi, 2704 nucleotides. RefSeq names its product tyrosine decarboxylase (gene Tdc2). The transcript has 12 exons. Gene Ontology annotation, molecular function: carboxy-lyase activity; pyridoxal phosphate binding. Bases 482 to 2365 code for a protein of 627 amino acids. The record is from RefSeq and is a predicted model, not a curated record. Gene Ontology annotation, biological process: amino acid metabolic process. NCBI's taxonomy places the organism in Eukaryota, Metazoa, Arthropoda, Insecta, Diptera, Psychodidae.